AUGGCUUGGGACGAGAUGUAUGAGUUCUUCUCGUUGGAGACUCUUGACACUCGAUUGGAGGCUCCAACAGAAACCAAAAAGAAAAGUCGGAUCCAAGAACAAGCACCUCCAGUAUCAAAGUGGAACACGACUGAGUUCAAAGUAUAUGGCGUAAUAUUUGCUAUCGCGGUGCCUUGGAUGUUUAAAACUGCCAUGGAUGCCUCCAACGAGACAAAUGCCAAUUACAGUCGAUUUCAACAUCUUUUGCUGGACGGGUGGAUGUUUGGCCGUAAGGUUGAUAAUUCCGAUGCUCAGUACCGAUUCUUUCGAAGCAACUUCUUUUUGUUGAUGGGCCUUGUGGCUAUUCAUUUUGGUCUUAGAAAGGCUACAACGUCUAUAAUAAGAAAGAGAACAACGUUUGAUUUCCUCUGUGGAAUUGUGUUCCUCUUUGGUGCUCAUGGGUUCAACAGUCUCAGAAUCAUUAUCCAUAUCCUAGUCAAUUGGAUCAUUGGACAAUAUGUCAGCCAUAAGAAGGUUGCUAUUGGAUUGACAUGGGGCUAUGGAAUCUUAACACUUUUCCUUAAUCAUUGGUUCAGAAAUACUCCUAUUGGGAUUGACUUUAUUGACUCAGGUUUCAAAGGUAUAGUAGCUCGUUGGGACGUAUUUUUCAACUUUACUAUGUUAAGAAUGCUUUCGUUCAAUUUAGAUUAUUUGGAACGGAAGGAAAAGGUCCAAGAUCCAGAAACCAUUGCUAUGGAGAAAAAGUUGGGCGGUGGUACAGUAACUCGUCAAUUGGAUGAUAGAGAAAGAUUAACUGCUCCUUUAGCCUUAAAUGAUUAUAACUUUGUGAAUUAUAUUGCAUACCUUUUCUACUUGCCAUUAUUUAUUGCUGGUCCAAUAAUUACCUUCAACGAUUACAUUUUCCAAUCCAAUUAUCAACCCUUAGCAAGUGUACUGAACUAUAAGAGAACUGCUAUAUAUUUCGGUCGUUUCUUAUUCUGUGUGUUGGUGAUGGAAUUUCUUCUACAUUUCAUGUAUGUGGUUGCAGUCUCUAAGACAAAGGCUUGGGAAGGGGAUUCAGUAUUUGAAAUUAGUAUGAUUGGAUAUUUCAAUUUGAAUAUCAUUUGGCUUAAGCUUUUGAUUCCCUGGAGAUUGUUCAGGUUUUGGAGUUUAUUAGAUGGCAUUGAUCCUCCGGAGAAUAUGAUUAGAUGCAUGAGUAAUAAUUAUUCAGCAUUGGCAUUCUGGAGAGCAUGGCAUAGGUCUUACAAUCGGUGGGUUAUUAGGUACAUUUAUAUUCCCAUGGGAGGCGGAGGAAGAUUCCGUAUAAUCAAUAGUCUUCUAGUGUUUACCUUUGUUGCUAUUUGGCAUGACAUUGAACUUAAACUCUUGAUGUGGGGUUGGCUAGUGGUUAUAUUCUUGAUUCCGGAGAUUGCGGCCACGGCUAUAUUCAACCAAUACAAAGGUCAAUGGUGGUACCGGUACGCAUGUUCUAUUGGAGCCGUAUUUAACAUUUGGAUGAUGAUGAUAGCCAAUUUAUCUGGCUUUUGUUUGGGUCAAGAAGGUGUGCUUUUAUGGCUCAAACAAAUGUAUUCCACACCGUUUGGUGCGUUAUACUUCUUCUUGUCACUGGGGGCGUUAUUUGUGGGUUCUCAAGUUAUGUUUGAGACUCGGAACUCGGAACAUCGUCGUGGAGUUAACGUCAAGUGUUGA
Lizanozyma spartinae is the source of this 1689-nucleotide messenger RNA. RefSeq names its product O-acyltransferase (gene GUP1). NCBI's taxonomy places the organism in Eukaryota, Fungi, Ascomycota, Pichiomycetes, Serinales, Debaryomycetaceae. Gene Ontology annotation, biological process: GPI anchor biosynthetic process. Gene Ontology annotation, cellular component: endoplasmic reticulum. The record is from RefSeq and is a predicted model, not a curated record. The coding region runs from base 1 to 1689 and encodes 562 amino acids. The transcript has a single exon.